Molecule: messenger RNA, 6940 nt
Organism: Lepus europaeus (European hare)
Lineage: Eukaryota; Metazoa; Chordata; Mammalia; Lagomorpha; Leporidae
Gene: TICRR
Product: TOPBP1 interacting checkpoint and replication regulator
Exons: 23
Coding region: 82-5748 (1888 amino acids)
Biological process (GO): mitotic DNA replication checkpoint signaling; regulation of DNA-templated DNA replication initiation; DNA replication
Cellular component (GO): nucleus
Molecular function (GO): chromatin binding
Source: RefSeq, a predicted model, not a curated record
AGCCGUGGAUGCCGCUGUUUCGCUGAAGCGGCACCCAGGAAAGAGCGACGCGGCCCGGGACGGAGCCCCGGCGCGGCCGACAUGGCCUGCUGCCACAAAGUAAUGCUGUUGCUAGACACCGCGGGCGGCGCCGAGCGCCACAGCCGGGUCCGGCGGGCCGCCCUGCGCCUCCUCACCUACCUGAGCUGCCGGUUCGGCCUGGCCAGGGUCCACUGGGCCUUCAAGUUCUUUGACUCGCAGGGGGCGCGCAGCCGGCCCUCCCGCGGGUGCGACUUCCGCGAGCUGGGGGUCCGCUCCUGGGAGGACUUCGAGGAGGAGCUGGAGGCCCGGCUCGGCGAGCGCGCCCCCGGCGCCCACCUGCCGGGCCCGGCGCCCCGGGCCAGCCUCACGCACAGCGCGCUGCUGGAGACGCUGCUGGACUACCAGUGGGACCGGCCGGAGAUCACGUCGCCCACGAAGCCGGUGCUGCGCAGCAGCGGCAGGAGGCUGCUGGACGUGGAGGGCGAGACCCGGGAGGCCGAGGCCGCGCCAGGGGGCUGCGUGAACGCCGUCUUCCUGCUGGCCCCCUGCCCGCAUUCGCGCAGGGAGCUGCUGCAGUUCGUGUCCGGGUGCGAGGCCCAGGUCCAGCGCCAGCCGCCCACGCCUAAGCAGGUGACGGAGAAGCUGCUGCCCAAGAGAGUCCAGGAGAUCCUGAUCGCCCGAAAAAUCCGCCUCUACUGGGUGGACACGACCGAGGCGUCCAAGUUGUGGGAAUCUCCAGACCACCUGGGGUACUGGACAGUAUGUGAAUUGCUCCACCACGGAGGAGGCGCUGUCUUGCCAUCCGAAACGUUCAGCCGGGAUUUUCCUAAAGCUGGGGAGACACUGUCAAGUGAGCCUCAUCUCUCUCCCUGGAUUUCAACUCUGCCGGCAGAGGCCACUUUAAACCGUUUGCUCUAUAAUUCUCCUGAGUAUGAAGCCUCAUUUCCACGGAUGCAGGGGAUGUUAUUUCUCCCUGUGGAAGGCCAAGAGAGUCAAGAAACAUGGACAGUCACCUUGGAGCCCUUGGCUAUGCACCAGAGACAUUUUCAAAAACCAGUCAGAAUUUUUCUGAAAGGCUCCGUGGCCCAGUGGUCCCUCCCGCCCAGCAGCAUUGCAGGCACUGACAGCUGGAUGCUGCAGACUCCAGAGGAGCACACGGCGACCCAGAGGCUGUUCCAGCAGCUGGUGAGCAGGCUGGUGACUGAGGAGCUGCAUCUGGUUGUCAAUGUGGACCCUGGAGAAGGCUGGCCCCUGGUCACCGGAGUUAUUUCCCCGCUCUCUGCCAAUGCUACAGUUCUCACUGUGUUCCGCACUGAGGAGGCUGUAUUUCAAAACCAUUUCCUCCAAGCAGCUGUGGCCCAGGGCCCCCAGGAUACAGCUUCCCUUUUCCCAGAUGUUGUGGAUGACGUACUGAAUCGGUUUCAUGAUUCACUGGAAAAUCCUGCUGCUUCUGCUCCUCCUGUUCCAGAGUGGGCCCAGCAGGAGCUUGGCCGCACCGUCGCCUGGAGUCCCACCAUUGUGGAGAAUUGGUUUCCUUUCUCAAACACCAGUGGUGCCAGUUCAAAUCUGAUGGAGUCAUUCUGGUUACUACAGGCUGCCUCAUGUAAUAAGGAAGAGGCUUCCAAAACCGAGAGUGAAUUAACCCGGGGCCUCUCGGAGCUCUACCAGAGAAAAUCCCGUGAAGAAUCCACUGCAGCUAAUCAAGAGGACAGCAGAAAGAAACGAGGUGUCCCUCGCACUCCAGUGAGGCAGAAGAUGAAUACCAUGUGCCGUUCCUUGAAGAUGGUGAACGUUGCCAGGCUCAACGUAAAGGCUCAGAAGUUACAGCCGGAUGGCAGUCCAGACGUGGCUGGAGAAAGGGGGAUCCCAAGGAUAGCUGGUGGAAGAGCAGCAGAUAAGCUGGAAGACAGAGGGAGAACAUUAAGAAGUUCUAAACCCAAAGAUUUUAAAACUGAGGAUGAACUACUGUCUUACAUACAUGAAAAUUACCAAAAGACUGUGGCCUCAGGAGAAAUCACAUUGUGUUCGUGUGCUCGGAACAUAAUCUCCACCAUUAAAGUGUUCCUGAAAUCAAAAGGCAUCAAGGAAUUAGAAGUAACUUGUCUGAAUCAAGUAAAAAGUAACUUCUUAAAAACGAGCAAAAGUCUUCGACAGAAUCUAGGGAGAAAGCUGGAUAAAGAAGACAAAGUCAGAGAGUGCCAGCUCCAGGUGUUUCUUCGUUUGGAGCUGUGUGUGCAGUGCCCUUCAGUACUUGAAAGUCCUGAUGAUAUGGAGCACAUGGUGGAGGAGGUGACAGAUUUGCUGCGCAUGUUGUGUCUCACUGAGGACGCUGCGUACCUGUCCAACUUUCUGGAGGAAGUUUUGAGACUGUACAUUGACUCGAUCCCAGAGACGCUGGGAAACCUUUACAACAGCCUCGGGUUUAUGAUUCCUCAGAAGCUGGCUGGCGUCCUUCCUACAGACUUUUUCAGCGAUGACUCCAUAACACAAGAGAGCAAAUCACCGCUUCCUUCCGUGCCUCUCCUGCCGAGUUCUCACAGAUCAGUGUCGGGCAGCACCGAAUCAGACCAGCUGGAAGAGCUGCGAACCAGAUCAGCCAAGAAGAGAAGGAAAAAUGCAUUAAUAAGACAUAAAAGCAUUGCAGAGGUUUCACAGAAUCUUCGGCAAAUUGAAGUUCCCAAAAUGUCCAAGAGAGCUACAAAAAAUGAGAGCACUUGCCCUGCCCAGCAGCCUCCGCCUCCAGGGAAAGAUACAGGACAAGAAGUCACCAAAGUUCGGAGAAAUCUCUUCAACCAAGAAGUACUAUCUCCCUCAAAAAGAUCUUUGAAGCGGGGGUUGCCCAGAAGCCAUUCGGUAUCAGCUGUCGAAGGUCUGGAGUAUAAACCGGACAGAAAGGCCAGAGGUUAUCACAAACUGCUGACAAAGAGUGUGGCUGAAACUCCAGUACAUAAGCAGAUCUCCAGAAGGCUGCUUCAUAGACAGAUCAAAGGCAGGUCCUCUGAUCCUGGCCCUGAUAUUGAAGUUGUUGAAGAGUCACCUGAAAAAGGAGAACAAGAAUUAAAUUUGAGAAGGAGUCCUCGAAUCAAGCAGUUGUCAUUUAGCAGGACACAUUCUGGAUCCUUCUAUUCUUUGUCUCAGCCAAAAUCCCGAAGUGUGCAAAGAGUCCACUCGUUCCAGCAAGGCCAGAGAGGAAAUUCUCCAGUCCGAAGUAUUCGAUCUCCCAAAAGGCUUCUUUUUGGGGCAGUAUCUGGGAUGACCAGCCCCUCAGAAAAGGGUUCAGCCCGAACUAAAAGGUCUUCAGGAAACAUGUCCAGGUCUGAGAUACGUACGGCGUACCAGACUCCCAAAAAGAGUUACCAGAAAUCUCCAAGUUUUCCUAGAACCACACCGGGGAGGUUCCCGCGCACGCCGCAGACUCCGCCGUGUGCUGCUGAUGGACUGCAGGUGCCCCCUGCGGAGAAGGCACCUGCAAAGCAGGCCGCUCCCCAGAAUCCCCUAGGAGAUUCCUCACGAGGCUGUGAUCCGCGGGGACCCAGAGGGACUCCUGGGAAAGGAUUCUCCCUGGCAGGAGAAGGUGCCUUUCUUGAAACAAAGUUACCAAGAACUCCCAGGAGGCAAGGUGCUCUUCCAUCUGAGUUUUUGCCCAGUUGUUCUUGGCCACAUUCAGUGAAUUCCAGUCCUGAAAGCCGACCCCAGCAUCCAGCAUCCCCACCUCCAUCGACCGCCCACCCUGGAAGCACGUGUGCGACCCCCAGCAGAUACUUUCUUAGAACACCACCGAGGGCAGAAUGUGCGGGCUCACCUCCGAAUCAGAAGCACCCACAGCUCAGCCCUGCAGCUGCUCGGUCAGAGGAACCAGCGCAGAGACCAAAGGACUAUGCUGUCAAAACCCCGAAGAGAUCAGGGAAGGCGACUGCGAAUUGUUCCCCACCCACUUCUCCAAAGAAACGCAUUCAGCCUCCUCUAUGUGAUGUUUCCAAGAACAGUCUGUUUAGGAAACCAACAGAGUCUCCUCCCCCUGAAGAGCUGGAUUGGAAAGAGCUCCCAGCGUGUUCCAGUGUAGCCCCACCCCUCUCUCCUGUGCCCUCGACUCCCUGCAAAACCUCCCGGGCAGCUGCUUCUGACGUCCCCCCUCCUCCACCCUCCAAAACUGGGAAAUGGUGCAGAAGGACCUCUAAUCCCGAAAGAAACUUCCUGCAGUGCCAGCCUGACACCCCUGCGUCCCCUGUGGUGGGGACCGACACCCUGGCAACCAUCACAGACUGUAGAAGGGGCCAGAAAGAAGUGAGUCUCUGUCCCCAGUCUCCACCUGAGGGUCAGAGUUCCCUGGGCACUGGUUUCGGGAGUGACUGGCACAGGUCCUCUCCUUUGUUUAGUUCCAGCGACACAGAAUGUCUUACUCUUGAGGAAGCUGAUUGCCAGGGCAGUGAUAGCUUGAAAAGUACGAUCUCGCCAGUGGGGGAAGGGGAGGGGCUGAGGACCUCCGCUGCUGGUGAGAAGCCGUCUGCGUCUGACCCCGGGAUUCCUCUGACUCCUCCUUCCUCUGGGCCCCUGUCUCCUCUGAUGCCAUCAUACGACCUGCGCUGCACAGCCGACAGGAGGCAGCGCCAGGCUGUGGCGCAGCUGGAGCAGCUGCAGGCCUCAGCUGAGCACCCACAAGCUGCUGCCAGCCCAGAGGCCUACGAGGUUGAGCUGCAGAUGCAAGCCUCUGGCCUUCCCAGGCUUCGGAUUAAAAAGGUCGACGCCGGCUCUUUGUGUGAGGCUGAGUCCCUGAGAAAGGAGGAGAGCGGCCUGGGGGAGGAGAGCCCCUUCCCUGCUCUCAGCCUGUCCAAGGCCAGCAGGUCGUCUAGCAAACCCGAAUGCACCUACGUGUCGCCCCCCUGCCUGCGGCCUUCACACAGCACACCCGGCAAGGGGGGGGGACAAACCUACAUCUGCCAGUCCUGCACCCCCACCCGCUGCCCCUCUAGCACCCCUUCCCCAUUCCAAACCGAUGUCGGGGUUCCUUGGACACCAUCCCCCAAGCACAGUGGGAAGACCACUCCCGACACAAUUAAAGACUGGCCCCGGAGGAAGAGGGCGGUGGACUGCAGUGCUGGCCCCUCUGCUGGGAGGGGCGAGCUCGGUGUGGACCUUCCUGGUGUCCUGCCACCACUUGAACCUGAGGCAAAGGAGCGGGGCCUUGAACUCAGCUUGCACAAGACUUCCAUCCUGGGCGAUUUUGAGCUUGAGGGUGUGUGUCAGCUGCCAGACCAGUCACCCCCGAGGGACAGCGUGCCCAAGGCUGAGGACACCUUCUCGUGGGGACAGUUUGGGCUGGGUUCCAGGAAGAGACUCUUGUCCAGCAAGGAAGAUCCUGAUUAUCGAACCAAGAGGGUCUGUGCCGGCCCCAGAGAAGACCCAGAAGAGGGGCAGAGUGAAGAAAGGUCUCCGAGCUGCAGUGGGCGACCACUCUCCUCCAUGGGGGACGACGAGGUGUUUGUUUCUGGCUCCACCCCACCUCCCGGCUACGCUGUGCGCAGCUGCCUGUCUGCCAGCGGUCUCCAGGCCCUGACCCAGUCCCCGCUGCUGUUCCAGGGGAAAACGCCAUCCUCUCAGUGCAGAGACACCAGAGAUGAGGACGCGGAUGUGUUUCCCUCCAACGCCGAGGAAUCUCCCUUCAGCCGAGCACUCUCCAGGAGGCGCCCCAUUGGCAGAACUUACACGCGGAAGAAGCUCCUCAGCUAGCCAGGGAGGUGCCGGGCGAGGACUCAGGACUACGGACUACACACACUACUGACCCCGUCCAGAUCCGCCGCCUGUCCCAGGCAGUAGUGCUCUGAGCGUGGUUCUUCCGGAUGCACGGGGGACUCCACGCUCGUACCAUAAAGGAAUCCUAGCGGUUUGUCCAGAAACGGUCGUACCGCAGCCUGAUGGGACGAGAAAGCUGGAAAGAUGCGGGGAAGUCAGCUAGGUCCCACGGGCAUGGAGAAGUCUGGGACCUGGUCGGCUUUCCGAUUCCCUCGGUGUUAACGUCCCCCUCCUGCAUUCACCCAGCCCCAGCCCAGCUGUGCCUUGGGCAGUUGGGGAGCAGGAGACCAGACAAGGGUCUGAGAUGGGACCACCAUGCCCUGCGGUGAGAACAGACAAGGAGCCCUGUGCCAGGUGCUUCUCGGAGCUGCUGCAGACGGCAUCGAGCAGCAGGGAUUUUCUGCAUCCCCUGAGUAACAAUAAAACCACCUCUGCUUACUCGGUGUUCAGUGCUUCUCUCUGUAAUGCUCCAGCCUGUGGCUAACUGACCACGGUCCAGCUCUAGGGUUCCCAAGCAACCACAUCUCCAGGUGUGCCCUGAGAGCCAGCCCGUCCCGGGCACAGUCCCGGCCCAGUCACAGAGCCCAGCACCUGGCCAGAGGCUUCCUUCCGGAGCGCCCCAAGGAGCAGCAACCGGCCUGGCUGUUGGGUCUGGGACAAGGGCCCGGCCGGCAGUGACAGCACUGAGGACUGCAUCACAGUCUCCAGAAAGGGGACCAAACCUGGUUGUCUUGUAAAUCAAACUCUGUAGUGGAAUGAGAAGGCCAUGCCAAGGUGGCCACUGGCAAGCGAGCGUCAGUUAGUCAGGAAUGGCUUUGAAAACUGCCUGGCGACAGGCUGUGAUUGGAUGGCUCUGGAAACUGCCUGGCAACAGGCUGUGAUUGGUUGGGGUAUAGACCGCCCCUUGACCAGAUUGGCUGGUCUUGGCUAUAAAAGCUUUGUAUCAACUGUAAUAAACGAGUCUGCAGGCUGCUCGCCUCAAGCCUGCUCUCACCGGACUCCCGGGGUCUGUGUGUUGACUCCGCGCCUCUUGCCCCCACCACGCUGCUCUUCUCAGUAACGAACCCAACUGCCACAUUGUAGAGAAUUCAACGGCUACAAAACUCCAAGUGAAAACUCUGAGAUUAUU